AUGAUGGACCUGCACCGAUCAACGAUCCUGCGCGCAGCUACCGGCGUUCUAGCUCUGUGCGCCACUCUUACGAGUGUUGCUGCUCUCCUCGCCCCGGAUUCCGAUCCUUUUUACGUUCCACCUUCAACGUUCGCAAACGAUGCUCCAGGAACAGUCUACCGCUCGCGAUUGGCACUUAACCCAGGAGUGGGUGUAACCGGUACUCAGCUUCUUUUCCGCACGACCGAUGCUUUGGGCAAGCCGGCGUCCACUGUGACGACCAUUCUUCAAUCAGCGCGGUCUUCACCCAAGUACCUUGUUUCUUACAACAUGUACGAGGAUGGAGCUGCAUCCAAGUGUGCCCCCUCUUACUGCUUCAACACCUCUCCGUUUCAACUCUUCUGCCCUGACGGAGGUGAGUCCUUGGCUAAGAUUCGGUCAUGACGGACCCCAGGCAUGCAUCACCCAAUUCUAUACUCACCCUACGAUGUCUUAACAAUCAAAGAUCUCCAGCUGACCGAGGUCUUGCUCCGUGGUUGGACAACAAUCGUCACCGAUUUCUUGGGCACCAACUCCGCUUUCUCUGUCGGCCAUCAGUCGGGGUACCAAAUCCUCGAUGGCUAUCGCGCUGCGAUCAACUUCCUCAGGUUGCCCAAGGACGUCAUUCUGGGUGGCUACGGAUACUCGGGAGGCGCAAUCGGAACGGGAUGGUCAGCUGCCUUGCACAACUCUUACGCUCCGGAGCUUAACAUCAAGGCACUCGCUUUCGGGGGGACGCCGGCGAAUUUGGCCACGACGCUGAACAAGCUCAACGGUGGUGCUUUCGCCGUGAGUAUCGCCCGCAAUCUCAACGUUUCAAGGCUUAAACCUGACUCAAAAUUUAUGCUGUGUAUUAGGGAUUCGCGGUGGCUGGUCUUGCGGGUCAAAUGAGCGCGUUCCCGGAGCUGCAAGCUCGCUUCGACAAGCUCACGACCGCCAAAGGCAAGGCCGCGAUCGCUUCUGCCCGCAACGAAUGUGGCGCCGCCAACAUCGUCCGCUUCGCCUUUACCAACGUCCUCGCCACCAGCUUCCAAAGCAUCGGCGAAGGGCUGCUUUCGGACGAAAUGGUCGCCAGGUACUUGGUCCUCUCCGACAUGGUGGCCAACGUAACCGAAACCCCGACCAAGCCCUCCAUCUACAUGUUCCAUUCAAAGACGGACGAGGUCAUCCCCUAUUCCUCCGCGCACGAAACAGCACAGACGUGGUGCGGCAGGGGCUCCAAGAUUUUGUUCACGACCGAGAUCGGAGGGGGAGGUCAUGCCGGAACGGAAGUUUUGUAUGGCGAGAGGGUCUUCACUUGGUUGGAUGCGCAGUUGCGAGGCACUUCACCCCCGUUGAGGACUUGCUCCUUCGUCACCAAGUUCACCUUAUCGCUGCCCGUGCGUCAGUGA
Messenger RNA from Microbotryum saponariae, 1409 nucleotides. The record is from the annotation of a GenBank genome assembly. NCBI's taxonomy places the organism in Eukaryota, Fungi, Basidiomycota, Microbotryomycetes, Microbotryales, Microbotryaceae.